AUGAAGAUGAACAUAAGGACACAAGCAUUACACUGGGGUCUCCUCCUUCUGUGUAUAAUGAGCCUCUGCAUCCAGCUUGUGUCCAGUGGCAACCAAAGCUCCCGAGGAAAGACAGGGUCAUCACAGGAGAGGACAGGGACUUGUGAAGUGGUUGCUGCUCAUCGCUGCUGCAACAAGAACAAAAUUGAAGAACGCUCUCAAACUGUCAAGUGCUCCUGCUUCCCAGGACAGGUAGCGGGGACAACAAGGGCUCUGCCCUCUUGUGUUGAAGCCUCUAUUGUGCGACAGAAAUGGUGGUGUAAAAUGGAGCCGUGUCUGCAGGGGGAGGAGUGCAGAGUCCUCCCUGACCUCACUGGCUGGUCAUGCAUCUCUGGAAAUAAAGUGAAGACCACAAAGGUGACACGGUAGCAAGACAGAAGC
This is a messenger RNA of Oreochromis aureus, 420 nucleotides long. Its product is annotated as chemokine-like protein TAFA-4. The record is from RefSeq and is a predicted model, not a curated record. The coding region runs from base 1 to 408 and encodes 135 amino acids. The transcript is spliced from 4 exons. Gene Ontology annotation, molecular function: receptor ligand activity. NCBI's taxonomy places the organism in Eukaryota, Metazoa, Chordata, Actinopteri, Cichliformes, Cichlidae.